Fusarium pseudograminearum CS3096 is the source of this 2526-nucleotide messenger RNA. RefSeq lists its product as uncharacterized. The coding region runs from base 1 to 2526 and encodes 841 amino acids. The transcript is spliced from 7 exons. NCBI's taxonomy places the organism in Eukaryota, Fungi, Ascomycota, Sordariomycetes, Hypocreales, Nectriaceae. The record is from RefSeq and is a predicted model, not a curated record.
AUGCCACAACAAAACAUGAAGGACUCGGCCUCAGCUCACGAAGCGCUUCACACAGCCACCUCCCUUCAGGACUGUGUAGUAUUCAUGGGCAACUGUGGUCAAGUCCUUGCUGCAUCCAAAUCCUUCGCGGGGCCUACCAAGCUUACCUCCAGGCUCAUCCUUUUCAUAUCUCGAGAUAAAGACCCAGUUUUCUUGUUCGAGAUCAGCUUCCCUCUCGGCGAGGGUCAGACCGACAACGAAAAUGUCGGUUUUGGCGUAAAGCACCGGUACACCUUUGGCAAAAGCAAGGUUGAGGCGAAUGAUCGCCAAACUGUAGAAGUCCGCUUUCCUCGCGGAAAGACACAAGCCAAGUGUCUUGCCGCCCCAGCAUCUAUCGUUGACCAAUUCCGGGUCAAGGACAAGGACAAGGUGUGCAUACUCACAGUCUCUGUGACAGCACCAGUCACAAUUGUCGGCUACGGUUGUCCUUUUCGUAGCGCCGAUAGGGAGGUCAAUAGUUGGGUCAAUGACAACAAGCCCAUCGGUAAAGGAGUUAAUCUGCAAACCUUCCUGAAACAGCAGUCAUUCACCUUCCUCGUGGGUAAAGGGGCCGUUGACUUCGAGAGGAGGCUGGGUCUGGACAGACUUCCUCCACCCUUCCAUUAUCCCUAUGGUGAUGACCAGACUUGGAAUGAGGCUCGACUCGCCAAAGAGUCCACUCUCAGGGGCGAUCAGUUCCCGCUGCGAUACAGCCAUCCCGAUGACCUCAGCCAUGUGACAGCUAUUGUCCAAGGAACGUCUCAAGACAUCAUGUGGCUAAACGAGAGGCGUAAGGAGAUCGCUGCGACCAAGUUCAGCGGUUACUUUGUUACACCGCCCGACGGUACAAUCGACAAGGCCACGUCUCUCUACCUGGUGAUCGCCCGGACCCCCGAGUUCAAGCAUAAACAAGCAUGGGUACAUCUGCAGAAAGGCCACCUUGUCAAGGUGGCUCUGUUCAAUUCGCCCAGUGAUGAGACGGAAGAAGAGACCUGGAACGCCAAAAUCGUGUCUUCUUCUGAGGACAUCCCCGAGCUCUCUGACCAUGCCAUCGAGAAACAUGAGCUUUUCUUGAUCGUCCAGACGAAGGUGAAACCCGACGCGCCUUAUGAGAUCAAGUGCUAUUGCAGCCGCGAAGCCGCCCAGGACAAGGAUCACAAGCGCAGGGUCGACGCUGCCAAUCUCUUCCGGUCUGACGCCGAUCCUGUCAAUUUUGACCUUUUGGGUCUUCCCUCAGACCCUCAAUUUCCGCAGCAUAUGUUGGAUGAGAAGUUGAUGACUAUUGAGAAGAGGGAUCUCCUGGCCAAGGUACACGAUCGCAUGGAUCUGCAUCGCGCGCUCCUUCGUGGCCAAGGCUUCUAUCAGUGGAUGUCGAAGCCAGCACCACGGGAUAUCGUGGAGGCAAUGGAAGCCAUGAUGCUCCGGGAUGCCCCUGCCACUCUCCGUCCGCUCCCGGUCGUUAACUUCCUUGAAGGCGUCGACAAGGAAUACGCUGACGCGAUUGUCGAUGAAGCUCUUCCCAGUGAUCACAAGCGUCUCUGUGCUUAUCUUGAGUAUCGCCCUCUCGGUCUGGGUAUCGCCACAUCUUGUCCCGGUUCUAGCACGACUACCUUUGCAGCCGCUGCCACUCUUGUGAUGCAGGCAUCGCUUGGUCCGAUCUUCUGCUCAGCCCCCACCAACGUCGAUGUCGACAACUUCGCGAGCCGUAUUGACAACCGUAGCGCCAUGAUCGCUGCCAGAUGCAAUGACCGCAAGCACGUUGGCAGAGCUCCCAGGGUCCAUCGUAGGUUUGUUGUUCGUGCCUAUGACAUGACGCAUGAGUCUGUCGCCUUUCGCCGUUUGCUCCAAGACCCUAACCAGGGCGAUAACGCUGCGCCCAACUCUUUCUUUGACCCGCCUUCGAACUGGAAACUGCACCUGUCGCGCGUUUACUGGCUCCUCGUGCUCCUCCGCUCGCCCACUGUCAGGUCUCUGCAUCAGGAUGACGCCCCCGUAUUGCAUCACUUGCAGCAGGGCAUCGACAAGAAUCCUGACAUUGCGGGCCUACGUGCCCUCGUCACGGGGGCCAUCGAUUGGGAGACAUUCAGUGGCAGCAAGGAAUAUGACAUCGCGAUGACGACCGCGGGCGAGUAUCUCGACGAUAUUGCCCGCAGAGCUGAGAUCCUGUGUGCCACCCCAGCUGACUCAGAGAAUGACAAGAGUGUCAAGAUGUUCAAGCUGCAUGCCAAGGGUUUCGCUAUUGACGAAGCUUACAAUAUGAAGAGACCCGACCUUUAUUGUACCUGGGGCAAUACCUUGUCUCCACUCUUCGUUUUCGGUGAUCGGAAACAAUUGCGGCCUGCUGUCAUCAUGCUGACUGAGCUCUGGCCGAACUCUAAGAAGAGACCUGGAGAGUUUAUUAACCGCUUCGCCCGGGAUGCCCAAAUCUCGGCUCUAGAAUACUUGCAGGCUUCCGGUAUCCCCACGUAUCGUUAUGAUGAUCUUGAUACCACGAAGGCCAGCGACUGA